Messenger RNA from Hibiscus syriacus, 612 nucleotides. Its product is annotated as TIR-only protein-like. Gene Ontology annotation, biological process: signal transduction. The transcript is spliced from 2 exons. Bases 1 to 612 code for a protein of 203 amino acids. Lineage: Eukaryota; Viridiplantae; Streptophyta; Magnoliopsida; Malvales; Malvaceae. The record is from RefSeq and is a predicted model, not a curated record.
AUGCAGCAACGUUGUGUUUCAUCAGCCAAGAACCUGAGCCGCAAGAUCCUUCGAUCCCGAGCAGUGGCGCCGCUGCCGCCGCCCCUCUGCGAUAUCUUCAUCAACCAUCGGGGGAUCGAUACGAAGAGAACCAUUGCCGGGUUGCUGCACGACCAUUUAUUCAGGCUGGGGAAAAGGCCUUUCCUCGAUAGCAUGAACAUGAAGCCUGGGGACAAGUUGUUCGGAAAGAUCGAUCUGGCGAUACGGAGCUGUAAACUCGGCGUGGCGAUCUUUUCGCCGAAUUACUGCGACUCGUACUUUUGCCUGCACGAGCUCGCGUUGUUGAUGGAGAGCAAGAAGAGGGUUAUACCGAUAUUUUGCGACGUGAAGCCGUCUCAGCUUCAGGUUGUCGAUUACGGGACUCGCUCGGCUGAGCAACUCAAGAGGUUUAGUUGGGCUCUCGAGGAGGCUAAAUACACCGUCGGACUUGCAUUUGAUACUUUAGAAGGGGAUUGGUCGGGUUUCUUGAACACUGCAACCGAUGCUGUUAUUAAGAACUUGGUGGAUCUGGAGGCUGUAAAUUCAAGCAAAAACACUACAUUCAUCGUGCAAGCUCGUCAACAAGAACCCUGA